GCUGUCACCUUUCUCCUUCCCCCACUGGCCACCCUCCCUCCCUCCCUCCCUCCCGACACUGACAGAGGCUAAAAAUACCCUUCCAUCCCCACGUGGCCACCCUGCCCAGCCCAGCCCAGCCAUAUCCCAGCAGGCCCUCCAUACCCCUCGGCCGGCUGCGCAGUCCUGCUCUCCAGCCUGAGUUCUGAGACAAGGUCCAGGUGCCGACUGAGAGGAGCCGUGGGGACGCCCGCGAGUAGGUGGCCGCGCAGUCAUGGUGUGGCACAUGGACGACCUGGACUUCCACCUGCCCUCGCACGCCCAGGACAUGCUGGACGGCCUGCGGCGGCUGCGCUCCCAGCCCAAGCUAGCGGACGUCACGUUGCUGGUGGGGGGCCGGGAGCUGCCCUGCCACCGGGGGCUCCUGGCGCUGAGCAGCCCCUACUUCCACGCCAUGUUCGCGGGCGACUUCGCCGAGAGCUUCUCGGCGCGCGUGGAGCUGAGGGACGUGGAGCCUGCCGCGGUGGCGCAGCUGGUGGACUUCGUGUACACGGGCCGGCUGACCAUCACCCAGGGCAACGUGGAGGCGCUGACCCGCACGGCCGCGUGCCUCCACUUCCCCGCCGCGCAGAGGGUCUGCGGCCGCUACCUGCAGCAGCAGCUGGAUGCCACCAACUGCCUCGGCAUCUGCGAGUUUGGGGAGCGGCAGGGGCUGCUGGGCGUGGCUGCCAAGGCCUGGGCCUUCCUGCGGGAGAACUUUGAGGCCGUGGCACAGGAGGAUGAGUUUCUGCAGCUGUCCCAGGAGCGGCUGGCCACCUGUCUGGCCGGCGACCUGCUGCAGGCGCAGCCGGAGCAGAGCCGGCUGGAGGCCCUGCUGCGCUGGGUGCGCCACGACCCCCAGGCCCGGGCCACCCACCUGCCCGAGCUGCUCGGCCUGGUGCACCUGGACGCCGUGCCCCGGCCCCGCGUGCAGCAGCUGCUGGCCACGGAGCCGCUGAUCCGGGAGUCGGAGGCCUGUCGGGAGGCCCUGUCCCAGGGCCACGAGAGGGCGCUGCUGGGCCUCCCGCGGGAGCCGGAGGAGGUGCUGGUGGUGGUAGGCGGGCGGGCGCUGGAGGAAGAGGAGCAGGAGGAGGGCGCCGAGCAGCCGCUUCCCCGCCCCGGCAACUUCGCCUUCUACCAGCCCGAGGCCAAGAGGUGGAUGGCGCUCCCAGACUUCCCUGACUACCACAAGUGGGGCUUCUCUCUGGCGGUGCUGAACAACGACGUCUACGUGACAGGGGGCUCUCGGGGCACCAAGACGGACACCUGGUCCACGACGCAGGCCUGGUGCUUCCGGCUGAGGGAGGCAGCCUGGAGGCCUGUGGCGCCCAUGCUGAAGGCCCGCACGAACCAUGCCAGCGCGGCGCUCAACGGGGAGAUCUACGCCGUUGGCGCCCCGACGCCUCCACCCCUUUCCCCUGCAGGCACCACUCUGGGUGCUGUAGAGGUGGAGAGCUAUGACCCCUACACAGACACCUGGACGCCCAUCAGCCCGGCCCUCAAGUACGUCAGCAACUUCUCGGCGGCCGGCUGCCGGGGCAGGCUCUACCUGGUGGGCUCCAGCGCCUGCAAGUACAACGCCCUGGCUCUGCAGUGCUACAAUCCCGCCACAGACGCGUGGAGCGUGACCUCCUCGCCCUUCCUCCCCAAGUACUUGUCCUCGCCGCGCUGCGCCGCGCUGCACGGGGCGCUCUACCUGGUGGGGGACAACACCAAGAAGGUCUACGUGUACGACCCCGGGGCCAACCUGUGGCAGAAGGUGCAGUCCCUGCACAGCCUGCACGAGAACGGGGCUCUGGUGCCGCUGGGGGAUGAGCUGUACGUGACGGGCGGCCGCUGGCAGGGCAUGGACGGCGACUACCACGUGGAGAUGGAGGCCUACGACCCCAGGCGCGACGCCUGGACCCGCCACGGCGCCCUGCCCCGCCUCUGGCUCUACCAUGGGGCCUCCGCCGUCUUCCUGGACGUCUCCAAGUGGACCCAGCCCUUUGGGCCCACCCAGGAGCCCUAAGCCGCCCCUCGGCGCACCUGGAGCAGGCCCGGCUGAGCCCCCGCCCCGGGGGACGGCCCCCUUUCACUGUGGUUUGUGAACCAAAGUGUCGCCGUCCCCUCCAGGGCUUGGGCUGGGUUCGGGCCACCAGGGGACGUCAGAGGACACAGCCUCGGUCUCCGCAGCCACCACGCCAAACUCUGAGCUGACCGGCGGGAAGGGCUGGGCCUCUGGAAGCCUGUAUGGGUGGGAGAAGCAGCUCUCCUGCCCGUGGGGCGUCUGAGACCUCAGAGGAAGGAGCCCAGGGCCGGGGGAGCCUUGAGAGAGCUCCCGUGCUCUCUGAAUACUGGCCGCUCCCGGCUGCGUGUCCCCCUGGUGGCUUCUGGAGCACCUGCACAGGUGAGGGUGAUGCGGAGGCCCAGGAAGCUGAGGCCGUUGUGCAGGGUGGGCAGCACAGAGCAAAGGGCCUGAGGUGGGGUCAGCGCCCAGCCCCGGGGGCCGUGCUUCUGCCUGUCCCACAGCUGUGUGACCGCGGCCGGCAGCCGACCCUCUCUGGGCCUCAGGCACAUGGGGCCGCCUCGGGUGGGCUCUCUGCUCUCCCUGCCCCCAGCCUUACGUUGGCACCUUGUUUCCAAAGACUGUUUCCGGGGACAAAGGAGACCCAGCUUUUUCUGUGUCAGCCCCAGGAGGGCAGCGCUCACAGAGGCUCUGAGGGAAGGGGGUGGGGCGUGGGGGGAAGGAGAGAGGGUCCUUCCACCUGCCUGGGGGCUGGGGGGAGAGGGGGCAGCAGGGCUUCCCAGGGAGGUGAGCAGCAAAGCCAGGAUUCCCCCCGUUUCUUGGGGCGCUUUGCUUCAAAACAAAGGCUCUUCAUCACAGUGAAGGUCCCCAGACGGGGGCCCGCAGGGGCGGGGGUCCUGCCGGGACUUCGGGGGAUGGCCCUUGGGCCCUUGGGUGGCUCGCCCCCAGGCGGCCUCCUCAGCGAGGAAGACCAGCACUUGGAGUGACUCGGGUGGCUCGCGCCUGCCCAGAGCCCCCCGCCUUGGACUGGGUCCCCUCGCGGGGCUGGCUGGCCCUCCCCGGUCCUUCGCACUCAUCCUGAGCAAGGCCGAGUUUGCGGCCAAGGGGACGAUGAAGGACUCUCACUGGGUGCUCAGUGGGCCAACCCCUUUGACACGGGCUCCGCCAGGGGACACAGGGCUACAGAUGGGGAGUUCUGGGUCCGGCCUGGCACCGACCGGCUGAGGCCUCGGGUACCUCCCAUCCCGCUCUGGACCCGGGUUUCCUCUCCAGGACCAGCCCACAGGCUCCUCUGUGAAGGCAUCAGGGACCAGAGGGGCCUCUGACAUCCCUGGUUCUGAGGAAGGAAUCCCUGGUCCCUCCAGCUUCUGUGGAUCCAGAUCCACUUUGCUCCCAGACCUGAGCCCUCACAGCCGUGUCUUAUGGGAGAAUUGAGUUGGCCCCAGGGCCCAGACAGAGCGGGGCCUGCUGAGCGUCUGCUCCCUGCACCUGAGGACACGCGGUGGGCUGGCGGCCUGGGUGAAAAUGAGGAUGAAGUUUUCUGGGAUCCUUGAAUCUUUCUGUAAGAAAAUCUUCUGAAUUUUCAAUCCAGACAGUGAUUGAAAGUGCUGUUUCAAAACAAAGA
Physeter macrocephalus (sperm whale) is the source of this 3650-nucleotide messenger RNA. RefSeq names its product kelch like family member 30 (gene KLHL30). Bases 254 to 2029 code for a protein of 591 amino acids. Lineage: Eukaryota; Metazoa; Chordata; Mammalia; Artiodactyla; Physeteridae. The record is from RefSeq and is a predicted model, not a curated record. Gene Ontology annotation, molecular function: protein binding. The transcript has 8 exons.